CAAAUUCGGGAUAAUUUUGAAAGGUUUAUGGGAAAAAUGGUUGAUUUAAAUAAAAACGUCAAAACAAACCAAGAUCAAAAAAAUCUCUCAAAAUCAUCACCUGCAGAGAACGAAGAAAUUGUGCCAUUGAAUGAAAACGCCGUCGAAGUGUUGCCAUCAACAAAAAUCAUCGAUAUAAAUAACGAUUGUCUUCAUCAUAUAUUCAAUCAUUUGGAGCUAGACGAACUCUUACAUCUAUCCGACUUGAGCUUAUCAUCAGCUUGUCAAUUGGCAUUCUCGCGCAGAUAUGGAAAUAAAUUCGUGGAAAUCGUUGCAUAUGAAUGUUCGAAAUAUCGUUGGUUCUCAAUAGCUGAAGACAUCAUUUGGGUCCACAACAUAACCGGAUGCCUUAAACUUUUGCGUCAUUUUGGAAAUUCAUUGUACGGUCUGGCCAUUUAUUUCGACCACACCAAACGAAUUCAAUGCGAACAAGUGGACAACUAUAUCCGUAAAUAUUGUACCAAAUCGCUGAAAAAACUUAGUUUUGAAAAUGCUCCCAAAUGGGUGUUCAACGACAUUCAAAAACCAUUUCCAAACGUUGAAACGGUUAUAUUCAGUGCAUCAACUUUGGCAAAAGAAUUGUGUGAAUUUAACAAAUGGUUCCCAAGCAUGAGUCGAUUGGAAUUCACAGCCGGCAACACAAUCCUUCACAGCAAAUGCAUCGAAGAUCGAUUUAUCAAUUUAAAACAUCUAUGGAUCGAAAUUAAUCCAGAAAAUGGAUUCAACAAAUCAAAUGUACUCGCAUGUCUGCGGUUGAAUUCAAAUCUUCAAAGUUUACGACUUAAAAACUGUUUUAAUGGGGUAUUUCUUAAUAAUGCCAGUCAAUAUUUACAAAACCUUGAAGAGCUUGUAGUUGAAACGGACAAAAAAUGCGAUUUUUACAACGAUGAUCUGAAAAUGCAUCUGAAAAACGUCAAAUAUUUCGAAAUUAUCGUGCCUGAUGUAAUCGGUAGGAUUCCAUUCACAUUUGAUCGCCUUGAAAAUGUACAUGUAGUUGCCAAAGGCAUAUAUGGAUGCGAUACAUUUUUUAGUGAGCAUUCAUUGAAAAAAUUACAGCUUUCAUUACCAUUGGAAAUGUCGGUGCUUACGGGCUCGUUUUUAAUUCACGGCGGUGUAUGGUCAUUUGCUGAGUCAUUGCCACAAAUAACAGAAUUCAAAGCUGAUAAAUGCACAUUUUCUACUAAUGAUGCUGCGAUUUUUCUCAACACAUGCCCCAUGCUCACACUAUUCCGCUGCAGAGCUGAUACUCAAUUUAGUUUAAGUCAUAUAAUGCAAGGUCUGGACAAAAAUGACAAAUGGCAGGGUGCCGUGGACCGAAAGAAAAAUGUUUUAUUGAAACGUCAAGUUUGUUGA
This is a messenger RNA of Contarinia nasturtii (swede midge), 1392 nucleotides long. RefSeq lists its product as uncharacterized. The coding region runs from base 28 to 1392 and encodes 454 amino acids. The record is from RefSeq and is a predicted model, not a curated record. The transcript is spliced from 2 exons. Lineage: Eukaryota; Metazoa; Arthropoda; Insecta; Diptera; Cecidomyiidae.